AAGAUCUUUGAUAUUUUGGUCCCCCGAAGAUCUGGGUGUCUGUUGUUAAUGACCUCGUAGAAGGAGGAGGUGAAAAUGUUUUCGUCUAGGGGAUUGUUGCUGUGCCGGAGAUUAGCGUCAACUUCGAAGAGUAUACAGAGGCGUACGUUUAUGCUGAAACCACCUCUAAAUGGCGGUGGCGAAUAUGUAUACCGAUCAGCUCCAAAACCACAUGCAAAAAUUACAAUAUUCUUAGCAGAAGCAGUCGGAGCCUACAUGUGGUGGUGGAUCCUGUGGCACCUUUGGCAUGAACCAGAGCAUAUUACAGGCGAAUUUCCAUAUCCUGAUCCAUCAAAAUGGACAGACGAAGAGCUAGGCAUACCACCAGAUGAAGAGGAAUAAACGAGAAUUGUUUCUUUAGUGCUGCAGAAUUUAUUUCUAUUUAUAUAGAUCAAGAACUGUUUGUGAAUUUGUAUAUAAAGUGUAAAUUGUAAUGUAUUCAGUCUGGUCUGCGAGCUCUUGCAAACAUAAUUUGGAUAUGUAAUGCACGUUCUCAGACUUUUCGAGUAAAGCGUGAAUCACACUUCCAUUUUUAUCUGAGGGUUUAAUAAAGACAGUUUGGAUGCAACUAAAAUAAUGGUGUGGAAUCAGUUUUGCUUUAAAAAUAUAUGGCAUAUAUUUCAGCAUAUCUGUAAAAUUAUUACAAGAAUGAAAAAUGCACUUCCGCUAGAUGAACACUGCAAAGUUAGAACAAGGUGCUCCCGAAUAAAUAGCAUGUUUGUUCUGUGAUAUGUUAAUAAAAAAAAAAGAGAAGAAAAGUAAAUGGAUAUUCAUAUUUGAA
This is a messenger RNA of Schistocerca americana (American grasshopper), 820 nucleotides long. RefSeq names its product NADH dehydrogenase [ubiquinone] 1 beta subcomplex subunit 2, mitochondrial-like. The transcript has 3 exons. NCBI's taxonomy places the organism in Eukaryota, Metazoa, Arthropoda, Insecta, Orthoptera, Acrididae. The coding region runs from base 76 to 381 and encodes 101 amino acids. Gene Ontology annotation, cellular component: mitochondrial inner membrane. The record is from RefSeq and is a predicted model, not a curated record.